AGGGACAGUCAGCGAUCCAGAAGCCGCUGCGCCAUGAGUGUCUCUGCGCUGAGCGCCCCCAGAGCCCUGGGCGGUGUCUCUGGGCUCCUGCCGGCGGCCUCCCUGCUCGGCCUGCUUCUGCUUCUGCUCAAGGCAGCGCAGCUCUACCUGCGCAGACAGUGGCUGCUCAAAGCCCUCCAGCAGUUCCCGUCUCCUCCUUCCCACUGGCUCUAUGGGCACAUGCAGGAGUUCCAAGAGGAGACUGAGCUGCGACCCCUACUGAAGAGGGUAGAGAAAUACCCAAGUGCCUGUUCUCGCUGGCUGUGGGGGACGAAAGCCCUAGUGUUGAUCUAUGACCCUGACUACAUGAAGGUGGUCCUAGGGAGAUCAGACCCAAAGUCUCAUGAUUCCUACAGAUUGCUGAUUCCCUGGAUUGGGAAUGGUUUGCUCGUGUUGGAGGGGCAGAAGUGGUUCCAGCACCGGCGGAUGUUGACCCCAGCCUUCCACUACGACAUCCUGAAGCCCUACGUGGGUCUCAUGGCCGACUGUGUCCGAGUGAUGCUGGACAAGUGGGAGGAGCUCAUCAGCCCAGACUCACAUCUGGAGAUCCUUGGACACGUCUCCUUGAUGACCCUGGACACCAUCAUGAAGUGCGCCUUCAGCCACCAGGGCAGCAUCCAGACAGACAGAAACAUCCAGUCCUACAUCCAGGCCAUCAGGGACCUCGGCAAUCUGACUUUUUCCCGGUUAAGAAAUGCUUUCCACCAGAACGACAUCAUCUAUAGACUGACCCCUGAAGGCCGCUGGAGCCACCGGGUCUGCCAGCUGGCCCAUCAACACACAGAUGGAGUGAUCAAGCUGAGGAAGGCUCACCUGCAGAAGGAGGGAGAGCUGGAGAAGGUGAGGAGCAAGAGGCACUUGGAUUUCCUGGACAUCCUCCUCUUUGCCAGAAUGGAGAAUGGGAGCAGCUUGUCUGACAGGGACCUCCGUGCCGAAGUGGAUACGUUCAUGUUCGAGGGUCACGACACCACAGCCACUGGCAUCUCCUGGACCCUCUAUGCUCUGGCCUCCCACCCUGAGCAUCAGCAGAGGUGCCGGGAAGAGAUCCAGAGCCUCCUGGGGGAUGGCGCCUCCAUCACCUGGGACCACCUGGACAUGAUGCCCUACACCACCAUGUGCAUCAAGGAGGCACUGCGACUCUAUCCACCAGUGUCAUUCGUUAGCAGAGAUCUGAGCAAGCCCAUCACCUUCCCUGAUGGACGCUCCUUACCUGCAGGAAUCCCGCUCUCCCUCUCCUUUUAUGGGCUUCACCACAACCCGAGGGUGUGGCCGAACCCAGAGGUGUUUGACCCAUCCCGGUUUGCACCAGGUUCUGCUCGACACAGCCAUGCUUUCCUGCCCUUCUCAGGAGGAUCCAGGAACUGCAUCGGGAAGCAGUUUGCCAUGAAUGAGAUGAAGGUGGCCGUGGCCCUGACCUUGCUUCGCUUUGAGCUGGCACCCGAUCCCUCCAGGGUCCCUGUUCCCAUUCCGAGAGUUGUGCUGAAGUCCAAGAAUGGGAUCCACUUGCAGCUCAGGAAGCUCCUGUAAUCCUUGGGGACAAGGAUGAGCUCUGAGGGCCCCUGCCUACCAUCCUGUCUCGCUGUCACUCUCUCCUGUCCUUGCCUCUGUGCCCACUUCCUGCUUCUAUCUGCCCACCUGCCGGCUUACCUCAUCUCCUGCCUCCUGCCCAUCAGACGUUCUGCCCUCCUCCUCUCACCUUUCUCCAGGCUCCCUAUCUGCUUAUCUCUCCAUCUGUCUCUGACCCACCUGUGUCUCUGACUGAUCACCUAAACCCUGAUCGCCUGCACUCCUUCAGUCUGUCUAUACUCUCCCUGUCUUUCUCCCCUUCUGCCUGCCUGUCUGUCCCUGAAUUCACUUCCUUUUGCUGAUAAAAUAAUUGGCCACAGCCUUUUGGACUUAGAACAACACAGAGUUAUUUUCUGACAGCUCUGAAGUCAGAAGUCGGAAAUGGGUUUCCCUGGACACAGUCAAGAUGUUGGCAGGGACCUAGGAGAGGAUCCCUCUCUUUGCCUUUUCCCACAUCUAGAACUGCCAUCCUUGCGUUCCUUGGCUCCUGGGCCCUCCUCCAUAUUCAAAUCCAUCAGCUUCUUCAAAUGUUCCCCUGUUUCUAUCCUCACAUCGCCUUCUCUUUCAUAAGGCCCUUUGUGAUUACACAGGCCCACUCAGAUAAAACAGGCUUGCUCUGAGUUCUGGGGAUUAGGAGGAGAACACCUUGGGCAGCCUUACUGUAGCUGCUAAGUCCUGUGUGACUACCAUCGCCUUGGGCCCCCGAUCACUCUCCUGUGUUACGGGUCUACCCGUUUGUCACUCACCUGGCUUCCCCCUCUUUCCCACUCCCUGGAUAAAUUCACAAUGUCA
This is a messenger RNA of Physeter macrocephalus (sperm whale), 2397 nucleotides long. Its product is annotated as taurochenodeoxycholic 6 alpha-hydroxylase-like. The record is from RefSeq and is a predicted model, not a curated record. NCBI's taxonomy places the organism in Eukaryota, Metazoa, Chordata, Mammalia, Artiodactyla, Physeteridae. The transcript has 12 exons. Gene Ontology annotation, molecular function: heme binding; monooxygenase activity; oxidoreductase activity, acting on paired donors, with incorporation or reduction of molecular oxygen. The coding region runs from base 34 to 1566 and encodes 510 amino acids.